This is a messenger RNA of Stylonychia lemnae, 1374 nucleotides long. NCBI's taxonomy places the organism in Eukaryota, Ciliophora, Spirotrichea, Sporadotrichida, Oxytrichidae. The record is from the annotation of a GenBank genome assembly.
AUGAAUGCUGCUUUCAAGUUGUCCUCAUCCACUUAAGAAGGCAGAUUCCCUAUACAUCAGAAGAGAAAGGAGCAAAGAGGUAAAUCCAAAUCAAGACCUUAUAUGCUAGAUUCUAGUCCGAGCAGAGGAUAAAAUACCACCAUUUCAAAUCAAUCUAAUGUCACUCCAAUAUCUAUGAAUCUCUCAAUGGAAAAGCUUAACUAAUCUACUGAAAGACCAAAUACAUCUAGUGUUAUUCAUAGCUAGAGGAGCAUGAGCAAAUCUAAAAGACCUAUUUAACCAUUUACUCCUUCUAAUAACAAAUAGAAUUAUUCCAAUCACUCAACAACUGCUUCUGUAAAGAAUGGGUUCGAUUAGCAAAAGAUGAAAGCCAAAGUCUAAUAGAAAAACACAUCUCGAAAUCAUAACAUGACAACUAUUAGUCCACCUAAAAUUAUGCACAAUUCCUCAACAAAUCUUAAUAGACAGUCUAAAGAUUAAUCUAUAUCCUAACAAUCUUUUAUAGUCAACAACCAAAGCAUCCUGAAUCAAUCACUUUCUACGAAUACAGUUGAAUAAAGAUUGAUAUAGUAUGCAAAAGUCUAUGAGAAUAAGAGAUCUAAACUUGUGGAAUAAAAAGUAGUAAGAGAAAGAGAACCUUCAAAAGAAAAACCAGAUAUAAAUUCCUCUAGCGACACUAUGGUUGAACAGAAAAAACAAAAGAUCUUCGAGCAAAUGUUUUAGCAAAUAAAUUCCCAAAUAGAAUAUGCGAGCGGAACAAAAUAGACUUAAACCUCCUAGUUUGUAGAUCCAGCAACUGCUAACUAUAGAAGUUUGCCUAUUUAGGUGAUGGAUAUUAUGAUGGAUGUGUUUACAGAUUUUGAAGAAGGCUAAAGACCUUGGAAUUAAGAGAAAUUUGUUCAAAAGUGCAAUGAGGUAUAUACUAAAAUUCCUCCUGGGGAUAGAAGCGAGCUCAUAAAACUUUACAAUCCUAAGAUUUAAACUAGAAAUGCCAAGAGAGGCGACUCUAAGUCUAAAUAUCAAGUAAUAUUAUAAUAAUAAAUAAAAAUUUUGCUAUAGCCUGAGAUCAAUCAGAAUUCAGUUUAGAUGUGCAUGAAUAACAGACAAUAUGGAACAAAGGCUUGCGAAAACUUGUAUCAAGCUCAUGAGUAGUAAAUGAGGAAGAAGGAAUAGCUCAAAGAAGAAUUAGAGAAAGAGAGAAUGAAGUAAUGCACAUUCAAACCUUUAACUUAUUUGGACAUCGAGAAGCAAAAAUCUAAUAGUAGCAGCAACGGAAGUGCAAUGUAGCAUAGGAACUCAAUAAAGGAUUCGUAGAGAUCAUAGAGAAAUACUGAGUCUCCAGUAAAGACAAAAACAUCUCAAAAAUUUAAUUGA